Molecule: messenger RNA, 3852 nt
Organism: Globicephala melas (long-finned pilot whale)
Lineage: Eukaryota; Metazoa; Chordata; Mammalia; Artiodactyla; Delphinidae
Gene: SMARCAL1
Product: SNF2 related chromatin remodeling annealing helicase 1
Biological process (GO): DNA repair; replication fork processing
Molecular function (GO): ATP-dependent chromatin remodeler activity; ATP binding
Source: RefSeq, a predicted model, not a curated record
GGGGAGCGACCACCACCACCAGCACUACCUCUGAGGCCUGGCUGAUGAAAUAAGGCGAGCGAACUGAACUGGCAGCGCUCGAAUAACUGGGCCUAACCGGCCACCCGGAAGAGUAACCUGGCUCGGGGCGGCCCUGGAGACGCGCCUGGCUUCGGGGUCGGGCGCUAAUGUGCCUCACGUUCUAGGCCUCACCGGGUGAGAAGGUAAACUGGGAGGAAGGCGGCGGUGGCGGACGAGACCAGAUGCCACCCUGGAGCGGGGAGUGGGCCAACGGAAAGGGUUGGAAAGAGGCUGUUUUAGCAAGUGUCACGCCAUGCUUUUGCCAAGUUUCCGAUUAAAGACUGACAUUCCUGCAUGAACAUUUCCCUGUUAAAAUGUCCUUGCCUCUUACAGAGGAGCAGAGGAAAAAAAUUGAAGAGAAUCGGCAAAAGGCUCUGGCCCGUAGAGCUGAGAAAUUAUUAGCAGGACAGCAUCAGAACACAGUCUCGGGCUCCUCCAUUGCUGCCAAACCUUCCCAGUCCAAGCAGGGCCCUUCCACAUACCUCCACCAGGAUCCUUCUAAGUCAGGGAGCCAUGGUGUCGUUUUCAAGCAACAGAAUCCCAGGAGUUCAUCUGAUGGUGAUCAGAGACCUCAAAAUUCCCACAGUUUUCAACUCAGCACCUCAGAGCAGGCAAAGGGGACAUGGCAGAGGCAAGAAGAGAUGCCCACAGCCUGCCCGAGCCACCGCCCACCAAAUCAAGUGACUCUCGCUGGGAUCUCCCCUCCCUUGGCAAACAGUCCUCCAGUGGUCUCCAGCGAGCAGCUCUGGGUUUAUGGGUUAGAGCAAGGUCAGAUUCAGGCUUCGCACAAGACCAAAUCGACACCCUUUGUUAACACAACUCAUGAGCCUUUGGCCAGAGCAAAGAAUUUCCAGGAUACGACAGCUUCUUCCUCUGGACAACCUCCCAGGGAUCCUGAAUUAGAGGCCAGGAUGGCAAGACCCUCCACCUCUGGGCAGAACGUUUCAGGGAGUGUGAUGCCCAGGCCAGAAGAAAGACUACAACAGAAAUCAGGGACCCCACUCCACAAAGCAGCAGGCUCCCAGCAGGGAACAUGCAUAAAAAUCGGUGAUCGUUUCCAGGUGAAGAUUGGGUACAGUGAAGAGCUCAUUGCAGUGUUUAAGAGUCUGCCCAGCAGACGUUACGAUCCUGCCACCAAGACGUGGAACUUCAGCAUGACCGACUACGGUGCCCUGAUGAAAGCAGCCCAGCACCUCCAGGCUGUCACCCUGCAGCCUUUGGAAGGGGCCGAGGGCCACGUGGAGUCACCCUCUACCAGCAGCAGCAGCAGAAUUGCAGCCCAGACCUGCCUUCCUGUAGCUCCCUCCCUUGCCUUUGUCAAAGGGCAGUGCAUACUCAUCUCCCGGGCCCGCUUUGAGGCAGACAUCAGCUAUUCCGAAGACCUGAUUGCGCUGUUUAAACAGAUGGAUUCCAGAAAAUACGAUGUCAAGACCAGGAAGUGGAACUUUCUCCUGGAAGAGUACAGUAAACUAAUGGAAAGGGUGCGCUGCCUUCCACAAGUUCAGCUGGAUCCUCUGCCCAAGACCCUCACCCUGGCUUUCGCCGCUCAGCUCCAGAAGACGUCUCUGUGUCCCGUGGCAGACAUCCCCGAGGCAGACCUGUCCAAAGUGGAUUCCAAGCUGGUGUCGAGCCUGCUGCCCUUUCAGAGAGCUGGAGUCAAUUUUGCCAUAGCGAAAAGAGGCCGCCUGCUGCUUGCUGAUGACAUGGGCCUGGGGAAGACCAUCCAAGCCAUCUGCAUAGCCGCCUAUUACCGGAAGGAGUGGCCGCUCCUGGUGGUGGUACCGUCCUCUGUGCGCUUCACCUGGGAGCAGGCCUUUCGUCAGUGGCUGCCGUCUCUGAGCCCAGACCACAUCAACGUCGUGGUGACCGGGAAGGACCGCCUGACAGCUGGCUUGGUCAACAUUGUCAGUUUCGAUCUUCUGAGCAAGUUAGAGAAGCAGCUAAAACCCCCUUUUAGAGUUGUCAUCAUUGAUGAAUCUCACUUCCUCAAAAACAUUAAGACUGCCCGCUGUCGUGCAGCUGUGCCCCUCCUCAAGGUUGCCAAGAGGGUGAUCUUACUGUCGGGCACCCCAGCCAUGUCCCGGCCGGCAGAGCUCUACACGCAGAUCCUCGCCGUCAGACCGACCUUCUUCCCUCAGUUCCAUGCCUUUGGACUUCGCUACUGUGGUGCCAAGCGGCUGCCCUGGGGAUGGGAUUAUUCAGGCUCCUCCAACCUGGGGGAGCUGAAGCUCCUGCUGGAGGAGACGGUCAUGCUGCGACGCCUCAAGGGCGACGUCCUCUGCCAGCUCCCAGCCAAACAGCGCAAGAUGGUGGUGGUCGCCCCAGGCCGGAUCAGCGCCAGGACCAGAGCUGCCCUGGAUGCCGCGGCCAAGGAGAUGACCACCAAGGAGAGCACUAAACAGCAGCAGAAAGAAGCCCUUAUUCUCUUCUUCAACAGAACAGCUGAAGCUAAAAUCCCAUCUGUCAUUGAAUAUAUCCUGGACCUACUGGAAAGUGGAAGAGAGAAGUUUCUAGUGUUUGCACACCAUAAGGUGGUUUUGGAUGCAGUUACUAAUGAGCUUGAGAGGAAGCGUGUGAAGCACAUCCGCAUCGAUGGCUCCACCUCCUCAGCCGACCGUGAGGACCUGUGCCAGCAGUUCCAGCUGUCGGAGGGGCCCGCCGUGGCCGUGCUGUCCAUCACCGCCGCCAACAUGGGCCUCACCUUCUCCUCGGCUGACCUGGUGGUGUUCGCGGAGCUGUUUUGGAACCCAGGGGUGCUGAUGCAGGCCGAGGACCGGGUGCACCGCAUCGGGCAGUCGAGCUCUGUGGGCAUCCACUACCUGGUGGCAAGAGGCACGGCUGAUGACUACCUUUGGCCGCUGAUUCAAGAGAAGAUUAAAGUUCUGGGUGAAGCCGGGCUUUCUGAGACCAAUUUUUCAGAAAUGACAGAAGCUGCAGAUUAUUUCUACAAGGACCCAAAGCAGCAGAAGAUCUAUGACUUUUUCCAGAAAUCCUUUGACGGAAGCGAUACGGAGCUCCUGGAGGCAGCGGAGUCAUUUGACCCAGGAAGUGGUUCCCAGGACACGGGAGACACACUGGACGAGAGCACAUUGACAGGCAGUCCGCUGAAGAAGAGCAGAUUUGAAUUUUUUGAUAACUGGGACAGCUUCACCUCUCCUCUGUAAGAGGGGCCAAAAAUGCAUUCAAAAUCAUGGAAUUUAUUAAAAUAAAAUGAGGCACUUUUUUGGAAAGGCUGUGUUCCUCUGGUCAUUACCACAGUGUUGGUCUCUGUCUCCAAGCCCAGCGGGUUACCAGGCAUGUGUCAGCAUUUCCUUUCAUUAUGUGUGGGUUUGCUUGGGUCUUAAUUAACCGUAGCUUAACCUACUGAGAAACAGACAGUAGGCUGUAGUAGUGGUGAUUCAUGUUCUUUAAUUAACGAGGUGCUUCCUACACAGGAACCGAAAUCUAGAUUUGUAAAAUGUAUUGAUUCAACAAAUAUUUAUAGAGCACCUCAUGUGUGCCAGGCACUGUUUUCUAGGUGCUGGCAGCAAAUCACCAAAGAAAAGAAGAAAGUACACGCCUUUGCCAAAGUUAUCAUGUAACAGGAGAGGCAAUAGUUCUAUGUUCUAUGAAAAAAAUACAGUAAGCUGAGGGUUUAGAGCAGGGGUUGACAAGCUUUUUCUAUAAAUAGCCAGAUAGUAAUUACUUUGGGCUCUAUGAGCCAGGAUGUCUGUGUUGGAACUACUCAGCUCUGCUUCUGUGGUGCAAAAUCAACCAUUAGAUAAUCCGGAACAAGUGACUGUGGCUCUUUUC